GCUCCUCUUCGCGCCCGGUCUGUCAGAUCUGUGGCAAGGAGGGCCACACCGCUGUCCACUGCUGGCACAGGAACGAUGAUAGCUACAAUCAAGAACCUCCAUCGGCGACUAUGGCUACCAGUGCCUCGUACAAAGUCGACCAGAUCUGGUAUAAUGACACCACGGCGAUCGACAUAUCACAAGUGAUCUCGACCCUCUGACGAUGCGUGAACGUUACCAGGGUGGUGAUCAAGUUCAAGUCGGCAAUGGUAUAGCCGAGCCGACCCUAAAAAGUAUGCUGGCCUCAAUCAGCUUGCUCAGAAAUUCCUUGAAGGGGUGCAAAGUUCGUCUGGAAGACAGACCUUCACUAGCUUAUGUAGAAGGGGUUGUUGAGGAAAUUCGCCAGGGUGCUACUAUGGAGUGCCCUAUCUGUCUUGACUCAGCUUCAGAUGAUCCAGUACUCACGCCUUGUGCACACCGGAUGUGUGGUGAAUGCCUUGUUUCUAGCUGGAGCCUGGAGGACUCCAGUUGGAAGUCACACCAGCAAAUCUGACCUGAUCAUAUUGCCUGCUCAGAGUCGUUUCCAGGUGGAUGCCAAGAAUAACCGGAAGGACUCAUGCAAAGUGAAAAAAAAACUUAUAAUGAUGCUGGAGAGCCUUCAGAAGAAAAGGGAGAAGAGCAUUGUAUUCAGCCAGUUUACUUCCUUCGUCGAUCUUCUGGAGACCCCCUUCACUCAGAACUUCAGAAGGGUAUCAAGUUCUUGUGGUUUGAUGGCAAGCUGAGCCAGAAGCAUAAAGAAAAAGUUCUGAAGGAGUUCAGUGAAAGUCAGGACAAGCUGGUGCUAAUGAUGUCACUCAAAGCUGGAGGUGUAGGGCUAAAUCUAAUUGCUGUCUCCAAUGUUUUUUACGAUGGAUCCAUGGUGGAAUCCAGCUGUGGAAGAGCAGGCUUUCAUGAGAAUUCACCGUAUUGGGCAGAAAAGAGAGGUCCGAGUCAAAAGCUUCAUCGUCAAGGAUACUGUCGAGGAGCUAGCGGAUGCAACAGGUCCAAAUGCGCAAGCAGAGGAUGGUUUCUGGGGCGCUCACUGAUGAGGAGAUUCGUGGCGCUCGCAUUGAGCAUCUCAAGAUGUUGUUUAAAUGAUUGCUGCCAUGAACUCCCGAUGUGUAUAGCUGACGCUAUGUCGUUGAUGCUUUUGUAGGAGUAUUAUCUGGGUUCAGAUCAUUGUAGAUGGGGAUGGAGUGGGUGGAACCUUGCCCUUUGGAUUUUGUGUAUAUCUCCCCCAUGCUAGUAUGCAUUUCAUGUAGAGUUGUUUCUUUAUGGUGUUGAAACAUCCUAUGAAAAUCGUAGUCUACUAUUGCUGGUC
This is a messenger RNA of Zea mays, 1339 nucleotides long. RefSeq lists its product as uncharacterized. Gene Ontology annotation, molecular function: ATP-dependent activity, acting on DNA. The coding region runs from base 596 to 1174 and encodes 192 amino acids. Gene Ontology annotation, cellular component: nucleus. The transcript has 5 exons. NCBI's taxonomy places the organism in Eukaryota, Viridiplantae, Streptophyta, Magnoliopsida, Poales, Poaceae. The record is from RefSeq and is a predicted model, not a curated record. Gene Ontology annotation, biological process: DNA repair.